UUAUUGAUAGUUGGAGGGGCAUGAAAAUUUUAAAAUUAAGUUGCCGCCACAAAGCUUUGAGAAACUGAAAAAACGAAAACAAAAAACCAGAUUUUGAUAGUGUUGUUCUUCCCUUCCCGGGCUCUCUUCCCUCCAAACCAAAUUUGCCUUUAAUAAUUCAAAAUUUUAACCACACAAAAGCCCUAAAUCUCCGCCUCCAUCCUUUUCUGCUUGCAAAAUCCCAAAAAAACACAGAAUCAACAAUGGAUACCAAAUUCCAAGCUUUACCUCCUUUCAAAAGACACACCCUCUUAGAACAGGAACAGCAACAGCAACAAGAAAACGAAGAAAAUGUGCCCUUCUCCUCGCAAUUGCCGGCCAAGAAGCGAAAGGAGUCCCGGAACCCACUUCUUGCGGAUGCUGAUCCCAAAGUCACUACUAGUGCUGCUUACUGCUUGCCAACCAAGAAGAGGGUUUGGGCACUGCAUCCUGAUUUAGUUUCCGGUAAGCCUCUUUCGCCGCUAAUCGAUCUCAACGUUGAGUAUAUUCCUUCUUCUAAUGAAGAAAUUAAAGCAGAUGAGGAAAACAAGAAAACCCCUCUUCCAAUUAUUAAUAAGUCAAUUGAUAGUUUACAACAAGAGGAGAAAGUCACAUUUCUUUAUGAAAACAAUCAACAAGAGUACAAGGAGGAAGAGGAUGAUGGUAUUUUGUGUGCUAUUUGUCAAAGCACAGAUGGGGAUCCAACAGAUCCUAUAGUGUUUUGUGACGGGUGCGAUUUAAUGGUUCACACUACUUGCUAUGGCAAUCCUUUAAUAAAGGGUGUUCCUGAUGGUGAUUGGUUCUGUAGUCAGUGUUUGGCUUCUAAAUCCGACAAAGAAACCAAGCAACCAUCCUUAUCUUGUUGCUUGUGUCCAAUAAAGGGUGGUGCUUUGAAACCCACCGCAACAAAUGGCCGUGAUGAGUCAUGGGCUCAUAUUGUGUGCGCACUUUUGAUUCCUGAGGUGUUUUUUGACGAUCCAGAUGGCCGUGAAGGAAUUGUUUAUUCUAAGGUUCCUAAAAGGAGAUGGGAAGAGAAAUGUUAUGUUUGCAAGAGUAGAAAAGGGUGUGUUAUUGACUGCUCUGAGCCUAAGUGUCCUCUGGCAUUUCAUGUUACUUGUGGGUUGAAUGAGGAUGUUUAUAUCGAGUAUAAAGAAGGGAAGAAGAAGGAGACUAUAGUUGCUGGCUUCUGCAAAAGACACACUGAAUUAUGGGAUAAGCAACAACAGACAGGGAAGUUCAAGAUUGUUGCCAGAGAAGAGCACAAAAAAUAAUAAGCUCUAGGUGGGCUAUUGAAUGACAUUGAUGAGGGUUUGAGAAUGUGCUAGUCUUUGAUGAAAAUUACAUUUUUUUCUUUUUCCAAUAUUGUUAAGAUAGCUAUCUUGUUUAGAUUUUAAGUUGGUAGUUUUGAUUAUUUUAGCUGAUAUGAUUAAUUUUACCCAGUGUGAUGCACCUAAUGGUCUAGUUGAUUUCUUAUGAAUAUCAAUAAUUUGUGACUAGCCAUUAGCUCCUAAA
Populus nigra (black poplar) is the source of this 1530-nucleotide messenger RNA. RefSeq lists its product as uncharacterized. Gene Ontology annotation, biological process: regulation of transcription by RNA polymerase II. The transcript has 2 exons. Bases 243 to 1289 code for a protein of 348 amino acids. Lineage: Eukaryota; Viridiplantae; Streptophyta; Magnoliopsida; Malpighiales; Salicaceae. The record is from RefSeq and is a predicted model, not a curated record.